CUUAUUUAUCGAGCACAUCUAUCAAUAUUAUACCAUUUCGACAAUUUUAUAAACACAACUGAUUACUAGAGUAGAUUGAGUGCGUGUUGUGAGGCAUCCCACGAUCAGACACUAUGCCGAGCGAAACAGACAGACUAUUGGCGGAGCACACGGACAACACCAACAGCAAUGGUACCAACCAAAAUACAGCACAACAUGGCAGCAAGUUGAAAUCACAAGUGACAGAGGUCGCAUCGUUGGAUGGCGAUGUACCCUCAUCUGGCGACGAAGACCCUUUCACAUCGCACUCGAACGUAUUAAGAUUCGAAUGGGAAGAUACACGCGCUGAAGUGGCCUCGAGGCUACACCUACAGGAGAUAUGGGAUACGUGCGAGGUGUAUCCCGAGUGGCAGAGGCGGCUGCUUAUCAAAGAGAUCGGAUCUGCAUACUUACGGUACAGUAUACCUUUACAUAUACUAGAGUACCGCAUCACUAUGAUUGCUAUGAGAUUGCACGAGCGUGUCAGGCUUUCCCAUACAUCAUCGGGGGCACUACUUAUACUGUUUUGCGAAGAGAAAGUUUUCGUAGACAGGCCAGACGGUGACAAAGAUGCCAAUCGAGAAUACGUCGAGUUGGUCCCGGCGGGAAACAAGGAUGUAAAUCUGGCCAAAAUGGUGGAUGUCGAGAAAGUCGCAGAUAGCAUUAUAAACGGGCAGUCUUGCCGGACAGCACUGAAGCGCUUGAUAGAGAUACGACAUGCGCCCGAUACACCCUGGCCCAAGUGGGCGUAUAUACCGGCCGCUGUGGGCUUUGUCGUAGGUUACGGCCCGCUAUAUAACGGUGCUGGUGUAUAUGAGACACUAUGUGCUGCAUUAGUAACCUUGAUUGUGAGCUCACUAGAGGUGUACUGGAGUGUCUUUCAUCGUGUAGGUUUGGGUAAACAGAUGCUGGUUGCAUUCCUUGCUGCUAGUGGCGUGGCUAUAUUUCACAUAUACAUCCAGCAAAUCAAUGUCAUGAACGCAAUUAUGACGAGUCUUACCUGCCAUCUCCCCGGGUUAGCUCUGACCAAUGCACUUACGCACGUAGUCUUUGGAUACAACCAUGUAGGUGCACACGGACUCGUGCAAGUGUUGGUGGUGUCUGCUAAUCUCGGGGUGGGUGUGAUUGGCGGAUUGACCUUCGUGGGAAGUCUUUCGGGCCAUAUUAUUUUGCCGAGUCUGGCUCCAGUAUCGCAAUUCGCAUGGUAUAUACCGCAUAUCUCGAUUGUCUUAUCGUUGGUGCCCACAGUUAUCUUAAACAAGGGAAAGUUGUCGCAUCUCCAUUGGUACGCGCUCGGUACCUUUGCCGCAUACUAUGGCACCCAAUUCGGACACAAAGUGAUGGGUAUUGACCAGUUUGCCUCGUGUGUGGGUGCUACGGUAACUGGUGUGAUCGCCAAUGCAUAUGGAAACUAUACUGAUAGUGGGCCAGCCAUAGAACUCGUGCUUAUAUCUAUAAUUGCGAUUGUGCCGGGAAGCUUCACGCUGAAUUUCACGACGGCUAUGGAUACUGCAAGCUCCAUCUCGCUUGCGAGAGACAUGAUGAUCGUAGCUCUGUCGAUCGUCACCGGACAAUUUAUUUCAUGCGCUAUCCUACCACCAAAACGACAGCUUUAAUCCGUAUCAGGAGCUGUAAGCUGCUGGUUAGGUACUGCUGUGAACAACAUAUUUAUCAAAAGACACGGGAAGUGCACACGGUAGACCGAAUGGUGACCCGAGUUAUGGUACAAUACACACCAUGCAGCUAUCUCCCUGGGCCCUGGGGGUGAAUCUACAAAAUAUGUCGGUAUCAAAAAAUCAAGACAACAAAUAUUUUAAUUUUAGAAAUUUAGCAUAGCCCCUCGUUUUUAUUACAUUAGUAGGCUAUGAAUCAUUAUAUUGAAUUUAGCAAGAAUAAAUACACUUGUGUGCUGGCGGCUGCACACCAUCUUCUCUUGGGAAUAUACGUAUCUUCUCUUGAUCAUUCUUCUAUUAUUCCUAGUGGUUUCUACGUCCACAUCCCACGAUACAGAUCAACUCACUCUACUGCCUUGUCGCCAAAAGAGAUAAACUACAAAUAGCAACAUCGAUACGCUAGUUAGUUUCUUCAUCAAGGUUGUGACUAUAAGCUUUAACGCAACGCAUAAUUCUGCCCCAGAAGCUCAGUGUGCAAGGAAUUGGUCAG
Molecule: messenger RNA, 2181 nt
Organism: Sphaeroforma arctica JP610
Lineage: Eukaryota; Ichthyosporea; Ichthyophonida
Exons: 1
Coding region: 114-1634 (506 amino acids)
Biological process (GO): transmembrane transport
Molecular function (GO): transmembrane transporter activity
Source: RefSeq, a predicted model, not a curated record